Molecule: messenger RNA, 517 nt
Organism: Moneuplotes crassus
Lineage: Eukaryota; Ciliophora; Spirotrichea; Euplotida; Euplotidae
Source: the annotation of a GenBank genome assembly
AUGAACAUGAAUUCUAAUGUAUUAGUGCUUCUGUUGGGCCUGGUUGCCUUCGCAACAGUUGUAAGAGCAGAAGAUCCUCCUGAGUUUACCAAUGAAGCUGAUGAAUUGGCCACAAUUCACUUGCAUUCCUUCGAACAUUUUGACUAUUUGGAUAUUCUAUAUAAAUUAAUGGGACAUAACUCAGACACUUGGAUAUGUUUGUUCUAUAUUGACGAGGAUCACCACAAGACUGAGAGAGACAGAGUUAAGAAACUAAUUUUCAAGGAUAACCCUGAACUAAAAUAUUGUGAAGCUAAUAUUUCUGAACCUCAAUAUGCUCCGUUAAGGAACGUAAUCAGGUUCCCACAACAUGCCUCAGCUGAUGAAUUCCCCAUGAUCCUAAUUCUCAAGAACAAGGAGGGUAAAAUGGUAUACGGAACUGCAGUCGCCAAGAAAGCAGCAGAUAUUAUUAAGAAAAUGAAGGAAGCUGAAGAAGCAGAGGCAAACAAUACUAGAUAAGCUUCUACUAAAUAUUUUG